Messenger RNA from Apodemus sylvaticus (European woodmouse), 7093 nucleotides. RefSeq names its product signal induced proliferation associated 1 like 3 (gene Sipa1l3). The record is from RefSeq and is a predicted model, not a curated record. Gene Ontology annotation, cellular component: cytoplasm; Golgi apparatus; plasma membrane. Gene Ontology annotation, molecular function: protein binding; GTPase activator activity. Gene Ontology annotation, biological process: regulation of small GTPase mediated signal transduction; epithelial cell morphogenesis; establishment of epithelial cell polarity. Lineage: Eukaryota; Metazoa; Chordata; Mammalia; Rodentia; Muridae.
CUCCCGGCAGGCCCCGCGCGCCAGGCUCUCUUCAGCGCGCUGCUUCUUAGGGAGAAACUACAGUUCCCACGAGGCCUCGCGCGAAUCGGCUUGGAAGUGGGCAGCCUGGAAGUCACUCGGGCCACUGGAGCUGGCGGCGUCUCUAGCGAGCCGCGCUGUGCUGAACGCCGCGGUCGAGGAGCCCGCGGGGCGUGUGGCCGGGACGCCUAGGUGCCUCACCUUCAACCUUGGCCUUUGACCUUUGACCUUGGCUCUCGUGAGACCUUCAAAGGUGCACUAGUAUCCAGGGCUUGCUGAGCAUGUCGGGGAAGCCGACUCCACCGCCCCCAGGCCGUGGCCUGCAGCCUCUGCUCUCUCUGCCCCUCUGAGCCACUGCAUCUGGAGCCCCUGGAUGAUCCCUGCCUCCUGAGGCUGCAACUGAGCUGCUGUCCACAGAGAUGGUGAAGAACUGGACUCUGCAGGCUCACCACCUUCAAGUGCACUUCCGGGGGCCGACACCCUUUGUCCCAGGACUGGCAGGCCUGAACAAUGGCUGAGGGCCAGGGGACCCCAUAGAGUUGCACCUCAAGCUCCAGGGGCAGCAGCACUCCAGCGCCCAAGGACUAUGACCACCUAUCGGCCUCUUCCUAAUGAUGGCGUGGACCUGGCCUCCAGCUGUGGGGCCAGGGGCACCGAGAUCCUCCCCGGGCCCCACCCUGGGGACUACACUCCCAUGGGAUUCUGGGCCCAGAAUGGCAGCAUGUCCCAACCUCUCGGUGAGGGCCCAGCCACCGCCACUACCCGCCCUAGCCCCACCACCCCUGCCAUGCCCAAGAUGGGUGUGCGCGCCAGAGUGGCUGACUGGCCACCCAAGCGAGAUGCCCUUAGAGAACAAAGCAAUCCCAGCCCCUCACAGGACACAGAUGGUGUGAAGACCACCAAAGUAGCCCAUUCCAUGAGGAGCCUGCAGAACGGACAGCUCCCCUCCAGCACCCCAGUUUCCUCGGGAUCCAGAGCCUUCCAUCGACUGUCCAGGAGAAGGUCCAAAGAUGUGGAAUUCCAGGAUGGGUGGCCCCGGUCCCCUGGCCGGGCCUUCCUCCCACUGCGACAUCGGAGCAGCAGCGAGAUCACCCUCAGCGAGUGUGAUGUAGAGGAGCCGGGAGACCCAAGGGGGACCCGGCACCCCGGGGUGCUGCCCCUCUUCCGAGAGUAUGGCAGCACGUCCUCCAUUGACGUGCAGGGCGUGCCAGAGCAGAGUUUCUUUGACAUCCUCAAUGAGUUCCGCAGCGAGCAGCCAGAGGCUCGGGGCUCCCAGAACCUCAGUGAGCUCCUGCGGGUGGAUCCGGGCGCCCUCCCAGGGGGCAGCUGUGGAACCAAGGGAGACCCCCGCAAUGGCCAGCCCACCAAAGAUAGUUUCCAGAGUCUACAGCCUCUCAAGGAGAAGGAGAAGACCCGGAAGAAACCCGUGCGGGGCCUGGGCAGCGGGGACACUGUGGACUCGUCCAUCUUCAGGAAACUGAGGAGCAGUAAACCCGAGGGGGAGGUGGGGCGGCCUCUGGGGGAGACAGAGGAGGGCCGAAGCCCCCCAGAAGCCAGCAGACCAUGGGUCUGCCAGAAGAGCUUUGCCCAUUUUGACGUGCAGAGCAUGCUAUUUGACCUCAAUGAGGCAGCUGCCAACAGGGUGUCGGUGGCCCAGAGGCGCAACACCACCACAGGGGCCUCAGCGGCUUCAGCUGCCUCGGCCAUGGUGACGCUCGCGGCCUCGCGGGCCCACAGCCUGGGGACCCUGGACCCGGCCUUCACCAGCACAGAGGACUUGAACUGCAAAGAGAACCUGGAGCAGGACCUGGGGGACGACAAUAGCAACGACCUGCUGCUCAGCUGCCCGCACUUCCGCAACGAGCUCGGCGGGGAGUGCGAGCGGAACGUCAGCUUCUCCCGGGCCUCCGUGGGCUCCCCGGGGGGCGGCGGUGAGGCCCACACGGCCGAGCCCGCCCUGAGCACCCACCGGACAAAUGCCAGCAUCUCGGUGCUGGAGGUGCCCAAGGAGCAGCAGAGGACACAGAGCCGGCCCAGGCAGUACAGCAUCGAGCACGUGGACCUGGGCGCGCGCUACUACCAGGACUACUUUGUGGGCAAAGAGCACGCCAAUUACUUUGGCGUGGAUGAAAAGCUGGGGCCCGUGGCUGUGAGCAUCAAGCGGGAGAAGCUGGAGGAUCAUAAGGACCACGGACCUCAGUACCAGUACAGGAUCAUCUUCCGGACUCGUGAGCUCAUCACGCUUCGGGGCUCCAUCCUAGAGGAUGCCACACCUACAGCCACCAAGCACGGGACAGGGCGGGGCCUGCCCCUGAAGGAUGCACUGGAGUACGUCAUCCCGGAGCUCAACAUCCACUGCCUGCGACUGGCUCUCAACACUCCCAAAGUCACCGAGCAGCUGCUAAAGCUCGAUGAACAGGGGCUGUGCCGCAAGCACAAGGUUGGCAUCCUGUACUGCAAGGCGGGCCAGAGCUCGGAAGAGGAGAUGUACAACAACGAGGAGGCCGGCCCUGCCUUCGAGGAGUUCCUGGACCUCCUGGGCGACAAGGUCUGUCUGAAGGGCUUCACCAAGUAUGCUGCCCAGCUGGAUGUCAAGACGGACUCCACGGGGACCCACUCCCUCUACACGACGUACCAGGACUACGAGAUCAUGUUCCACGUCUCCACCCUGCUCCCUUACACCCCCAACAACAGGCAGCAGCUGCUGAGGAAGAGGCACAUAGGGAAUGACAUCGUGACGAUCAUCUUCCAGGAGCCCGGCGCCUUACCUUUCACCCCUAAGAACAUCCGCUCGCACUUCCAGCACGUCUUCAUCAUAGUCCGAGUCCAUAACCCCUGCACUGAGAAUGUCUGCUACAGCAUGGCUGUGACCCGAUCCAAAGAUGCUCCUCCUUUUGGCCCCCCCAUCCCUCAUGGAACCACAUUCCGCAAGUCUGACGUCUUCAGAGACUUUUUGCUAGCCAAGGUAAUUAAUGCUGAGAACGCUGCUCACAAGUCCGACAAAUUCCAUACGAUGGCCACCAGGACCCGCCAGGAGUACCUGAAGGACCUAGCUGAAAACUGUGUCUCCAACACCCCCAUUGACUCCUCCGGCAAGUUCAACCUCAUCUCCCUGACCUCCAAGAAGAAGGAGAAGACGAAGGCCAGGGCAGGUGCAGAGCAGCACAGUGCUGGCGCCAUUGCCUGGCGGGUGGCAGCUCAGGACUACGCCCAGGGCUCAGAGAUUGACUGCAUUCUGGGGAUUUCCAAUGAGUUUGUCGUGCUCCUGGACCUGCGCACCAAGGAGGUGGUGUUCAACUGCUACUGUGGGGACGUCAUUGGCUGGACCCCAGACUCCUCCACAAUAAAAAUCUUCUAUGGCCGAGGGGACCACAUCUUUCUACAGGCUGCAGAGGGCUCUGUGGAGGACAUCAGGGACAUUGUCCAGAGGCUAAAGGUGAUGACCAACGGCUGGGAGACGGUGGACAUGACCCUGCGGCGGAAUGGACUGGGGCAGCUGGGUUUCCAUGUGAAGUACGAUGGGACGGUGGCUGAAGUGGAGGACUACGGGUUUGCCUGGCAGGCUGGCCUCCGGCAAGGCAGCCGACUGGUGGAGAUCUGCAAGGUGGCUGUGGUGACACUAAGCCACGACCAGAUGAUCGACCUGCUGCGUACCUCCGUCACUGUGAAGGUGGUCAUCAUCCCGCCGUUUGAAGACGGCACUCCCCGGAGGGGGUGGCCAGAGACCUAUGACAUGAAUACUUCAGAACCCAAGACGGAGUCGGAAACCACCACCCCUGGGGGGCGACCCCCCUACCGCAGCAAUGCUCCCUGGCAGUGGAGUGGGCCUGCCUCCCACAACUCUCUGCCCGCCACCAAAUGGACCACCCCUGCCACGCCGGGCCACGCCCAGUCCCUGAACCGACUCCCGAAGCAGACAACCGUGGUGCCCUUCCGCGAGUCCCAGCCACUGCACAGCAAGAGGCCUGUCAGUUUCCCAGAAACACCGUUUGCAGCAUCACCAGCAGGGGCCGACAGAGUCCCUCCCUACAGACAGCCUUCCGGGAGCUUCUCCACCCCGGGCUCUGCCACCUACGCAAGAUACAAGCCUUCUCCUGAAAGGUACGCAGCUGCCCCACACCCUCUACUGUCAUUUGACCCUCACUUCAUCCACGAUGGGAUGUCCAGCGGUGACUCCUCGUCAGGUGGCCUGACCAGCCAGGAGAGCACCAUGGAACGCCCAAAACCAGAGCCUCUGUGGCACGUGCCAGCCCAGGCCAGGCUCUCCGCCAUGACUGGAAGCAUUGGCAGCAAGCAUCCCUCCAGGCAGGACACAGCUGGCAAAGAUUCUCCCAACAGGCAUUCCAAAGGCGAACCUCAGUACUCCAGCCAUUCCAGCAGCAACACCCUCUCCAGCAAUGCCUCCAGCAGCCACAGUGAUGACAGAUGGUUCGACCCCCUGGACCCGCUGGAGCCAGAGCAGGACCCGUUCUCCAAGGGAGGCUCUAGUGACAGCGGCAUCGAUACCACACUCUACACCUCCAGCCCCAGCUGCAUGUCCCUAGCCAAAGCGCCGAGGCCCACCAAGCCGCACAAGCCUCCCGGAAGUAUAGGUCUUUGUGGCGGGGGCCGAGAGUCGGCCGGAAGACCCCACCCUGCGGACAGACGGCGGGAAGUGUCCCCGGCGCCUGUGGUGGCCGGCCAGAACAAGGGCUACCGGCCGAAGCUGUACUCCUCAGGCUCCUGCACCCCUCCAGGCCUGGUGGGGGGCAGCCGAGACCCACCAAGGCAACCCAGGCAGGUGGACACCAGUGCAAAAAAUGUCUUUGGACAGCCACGGUUGAGGGCAUCCCUGCGCGACCUCCGGUCCCCACGGAAGAACUACAAGUCAACCAUCGAAGAUGACCUGAAGAAGCUCAUCAUCAUGGACAACCUGGGGCCAGAGCAGGACCGGGACACAGGGCAGUCCCCCCAGAAGAGCCUGCAGCGGACGCUGUCGGAUGAGAGCCUGUGCAGCGGGCGUCGGGAGCCAAGCUUUGCCAGCCCUGCGGGCCUGGAGCCCGGCCUGCCCAGCGACGUGCUCUUCACCAGCACUUGCGCCUUCCCCUCCAGCACACUGCCCGCCCGCCGCCAGCACCAGCACCCCCACCCACCCAGCGGGGCACCCGGCACCGGUCCAGCCACUGGCAAUGGCUUUCCAGAGAAGAAAUCCGCCAUCUCAGCCUCCGAGCUCUCACUGGCUGAUGGACGGGACCGGCCCCUGCGGCGACUUGACCCCGGAAUGAUGCCCCUGCCAGACACAGCCGCUGGCCUCGAGUGGUCCAGCCUGGUGAACGCAGCCAAGGCCUACGAAGUGCAAAGAGCUGUGUCACUCUUCUCUCUGAACGACCCAGCCCUGAGCCCAGAGAUCCCUCCUGCACACAGCCCCGUGCACAGCCACCUGAGCCUGGAGCGGGGCCCCCAGACUCCGAGAGCCACUCCCACCAUGAGCGAGGAGUCACCCCUGGAUCUGACAGGCAAGGUGUACCAGCUGGAGGCCAUGCUGAAGCAGCUGCACACGGACCUGCAAAAGGAGAAGCAGGAUAAGGUGGUGCUGCAGUCAGAGGUGGCCAGCCUGCGGCAGAACAACCAGCGACUGCAGGAGGAGUCACAGGCCGCCAGUGAACAGCUGCGCAAGUUCGCCGAGCUCUUCAGCAGGGAGAAGAAGGAGCUCUGAGUUCCCGGCAGCCCGGCUGCCCAGGGGAACUGCUCGCAGUGGGCUUCCGGUGGCAGGGGUGACAGGUCAUCCAGCCACAGCCCCGCACGCACCCACUGCCCUGCAAGCUUUCUUUAGGGACUCGGGGACUCCAGGCAGGAUUCUCAGGCCCCUCUCCGCUGCUCCCUGCCACCCUGCAGGCCGCAGUAGGCCAUUCCCAGGACCCAGCUGCCUGGAGCUGCCAGUGGGAGGGGCCUGGGCGCCCCUACCUGAGAACUAUGGAACUGGAAGUGAGCCCUUUCUCCCCCCACGCCCUGAACUCCGGGCUCCUCCCUCCCCGGUGUACUGGCUCCGGGUAGCAUGGACAUCACCCUCUGAGUCCCCCUUCCACAGAGCAGCCAGGAGCACUUUCAUAGAGUUUAAAUUAUUUUCCUGGGGCCCCAGAAUGGACAGGAGCCGCUAACACCCAGACCCACUCCUUUGAGAAACCUAAUUUGUACAGCGAGGACUGUUGAUAUGAUCUUUUUUAUCAGUUUCUCUCCAAGCAGCCGCAGGCCCCUCUACCUUCAAGCUACUGAUCCUGAUCCGGCCAGCCAUGGGCUCCUCCCCUAGGACAGCUAGGCCAUUGCUCCAGAGGCUUUGAGGAGCCUGGGGACAGGGCUGAGGCAUAGCCUUCACCCCCUGUAUGGUUGUCUUUUCUUUAACAAGUCUCCCUGGCCACACUUCAUCCCCCAGUGGCCACCAGACACACUCACUGUGCUCCCCGGGGAGCACUCACAGUGCAGCCCCCAGCCCCCAGAGACUCUCCAAAGGCAAUAAGGGGCAACUCAGUGUGGGUCCACGCUGCUCACCCAGGAAACACAAAUCCCCCCCCCUUUUCCUUCUUUAAAAACAAACAGAAAAGAAUAUAUAUAUAUAUAUAUAUAUUUAUUUUUUCAUGUAGAGUUGUGCCGGAACACGUUUGAAUGGCCACAGUCUGUGGAUUCCCCGAACCCCGUGGGCUGGAGGUUGGUGUGAGGACUCCAAGGGAGACAGGGGCAGCAGGCAGCGCACAGUGGGCAGCACAGCUCCAACCCAGAGCCAUAGCUAGGUGCCCGGGCCUCAGCCCAGGCCCCAUCGCCUUCUCUUCGGGGCCCACGACCACACACAGCGGGCACCCUGCUCCAGAUGGGCCAGGCUGAGGGGCAGGGCUUGAGGAGAGGGUACCCACAGCUCCCUGUGACCUGCCUCUGACCCCGGGGGAACCCACUGGCUGUGAGGGAGCCGCCCACCUCGCCCUCUGCCCUCUGCCCACCGUGGAAUGAUGGUGGCCCACUAGGCCGCCCAGUCCUGAACCCUGGCCAACUACUGUGAUGUCCCUCUCUCGAUCCCCUUUCCGAAGGGUUCUCCAGCCCCCGCCCC